CUUCCUGAUCUUCAACAAGUGUGUUCCUCCGCUAGGCUUUGAUGCCCUAGGCUUUCCAAAAAAGGACCAUCGACCCUGCGGACCUCCAUCGUGGAUCCCAGUCACACACGUAUGCCGUCAAUGGCGAUCCGCAGCUCUGUCCCAUCCAUUCCUCUGGGCAACCCUAUUAUGUCAUCGCCUCAAUUGCCACCAGCGUGGAUGCUCUCGCUGGGGAGAAGAGAGUCUAGUUAGAUCAGGUACCGUACCAUUACAGGUCCAUGCCAAUCUCGAGCAGCUACACCCCGGAAGCAAAGGUUACGAUGAGCUGAUCAAGAAUAUGCCUCGUACGCGCGAGAUGUGGAUCGCAAAAGGAACCGUAGAGAACAUGGCGUCUCUCAUGACUGCCGCUGGCUCUGCACCUAUCCUCGAAACCAUCCACUUCGUCAACACUUUCGGCAUCAACUUGCAAAUAAUCCCUCUCAAGCUAAUUGAGUGCCCCCUUCUCAAAUGGAUUCAUAUUCGCUGCUUCCUCAGCCCCUUUGACUGGGUGGGCAUCCGACCCUUUGCUCCGAACCUUGUUACUCUAGAGUUAGAAAUCGCCAUCCGUUGCUUUUCCAUAGAAGCUCCCGAGAUGCUACGCGCCCUGAAUGGCAUGCACAAGCUAGAAACGUUGAAUCUGAGUUUAAUCGUCCCCAAGCUUCCCGCGGAUUUCAAUGCGGAUGUCAUUGCCACUCUCCCAACCCUUCGCUACGUAGAAGUCCUUGCUGACUUCCACACUUGCCUUAUUCUUCUACCACGCCUUGUUUUCGAUCGCACAUGCGCACGGGUCAAGGUCACCGCCUCAGAAAUAGGAUCUGCCCUCGAUGACGACGCGAUGCAAAGCACCUUGCGCAGGCUCGUCGCGCUUGGCGCCUCCAACGAUCUGACCUUUGACGGAACCACAGCGGACGUCGUACACGCGAAAUUUAGCCAGCUUUCUGCCAGUUUUUCAAUAGCCACAUAUGACAAGGUUUCCACCGAAUGCUCUCUCGAGUUGAGUCGUCGCACCAAGGCCGUUCCGUGCUUCGAGCUGGUCUACUCAACAGUAUCUGCUCGUGCUGGCCAGGUCGUGACACACUUCGCCGAGGCAUUCCUCAUGUCUUCCGUUACGUCCAUUUACAUCGGCCCAUGCGCCUUUUUCCCGAACACGCUGCAGGAGUUAUUCUUCCACGUCAACUCCGUGAAGACUUUGGAGGUUGUCGACGUGUCUCGGGAAGAUAGCCGAGCAGCCUUCGCGACUUUAGAGCCUAGGGAUCAACAGCUUCCGGCUCCACAGCUCCAGAAUAUCGUCAUCAAAGGCUUUAGGGGUGGUGACGGGUGUCCAAGUCUCGAAGCUCUGCGGGAAUGUGCUAUUCAUCGUCGCGAACUGGAAUGUCGGAUAGCGAACGUUGUUUGCGGACGGAAUUGCGACCUUGUGGCGAACGAGGCUGAGUCUGUAAGGGAAUUAGGCAUCCAGGUCGAUUGGUUGCCUUACUUGGACUAG
Messenger RNA from Coniophora puteana RWD-64-598 SS2, 1501 nucleotides. RefSeq lists its product as uncharacterized. Lineage: Eukaryota; Fungi; Basidiomycota; Agaricomycetes; Boletales; Coniophoraceae. The record is from RefSeq and is a predicted model, not a curated record. The transcript has a single exon. The coding region runs from base 317 to 1501 and encodes 394 amino acids.